UAUAGUGUCAUUCACUGAUCACACAAAGACUGGAUCCAGCCCGCCUGAGCUGCGCGAGGAGCCAGACACUGAUGCAAGUGUAAAGGCAGAAAACAACAAACCCAAACCAUCAUCAUGAGUAUGAACUACUCCUCUGUGGCGCCCACGCAGAGGUCCACGUCGUUUUUUAUUGAGGACAUCUUACUGCAUAAACCCAAGCCGCUGAGAGAGGUCAUCCCCUCUCCAUUCUGCAGCUCCCUGGCCUCUCGGAUGCCCAUCCUGGAAUAUGGAUAUCCUCUCAUGCCGACCCCGAUAUUGGCGCCGCAUCCGCACCACCCGCUCCACAAGCCGGAGCACCCACAGUACUUCUUCACAUCUGGGAUGCAAAUGCCCGCUUUAUUCCAGCACCACGCAGAGUUACCGGGAAAGCACUGCAGGCGCAGGAAGGCCCGGACGGUGUUCUCAGACUCGCAGCUGUCCGGCCUUGAGAAGAGGUUUGAGAUCCAGCGGUACCUGUCCACCCCAGAGAGAGUGGAGCUGGCCACGGCGCUCAGUCUGUCCGAGACUCAGGUAAAAACGUGGUUCCAGAACAGGCGGAUGAAGCACAAGAAGCAGCUGAGAAAGGCGCAGGACGAGCGGAAAACUCCCGCCGGGGAACUGGACAGAUCCGCAGAAAACUCCAGCGAGAGCGAGCUGACCGACAGUAAGAGCGCAGAGGAGCUCACACACGGACUGCAGCCGGACUCCUUCAUGCUAGACGAGAACGACGAGGACGACGUGGACAUCGAGGACGACGUUUGCUCCCCGGAUCAUCUGCUAUAGUAGGAUGCAGAGCUGUUUUAUUAGCAGCGACUUUCACUCUGUAAGUCUGUAUAUACCACGUUCUGUUCACUCCAGUUAGGCUAAAAAUGGUCCACUGUUUUAAUAUUUAUUCACACGCGCAUGACGGGACCAUUAUUUUACUUUGUACAACUACCCUCUUUACACUUUGUAUAAGAAAGAUGGUGUUUUUACGUCCGACAAGAUUAUAAUUAUUAUUAUUGUUGUUAUUAUUAUUAUUAUUAUUAUUAUUAUUAUUAUUAUUAUUAUUAUAAACCAUUGUUAUGCUAUAUCACUAUAAUUCCAGAUUUUUUUUUCAAGGUAAAACACGAUUUUUAAUUACUCUUAAAAAAUCGGACUAUUUUGGAUAACUCAUCCAUAGAUCUCUUUGCUUUGCAACAAAGACGCAUCACGCCGCCCAGCCUUUAUGCACUUAUACGCUACUUUUUAUUGUUAUCUUUUUCUAUUCGUCUACUUUUGAUAUUUUUUUGCAAUUGUAUAAUAUUAUUAUGAAUACGUUUUAGUCAAAGGAACUGU
This is a messenger RNA of Notolabrus celidotus (New Zealand spotty), 1335 nucleotides long. RefSeq names its product brain-specific homeobox (gene bsx). NCBI's taxonomy places the organism in Eukaryota, Metazoa, Chordata, Actinopteri, Labriformes, Labridae. Gene Ontology annotation, biological process: regulation of DNA-templated transcription. Gene Ontology annotation, molecular function: DNA binding; DNA-binding transcription factor activity, RNA polymerase II-specific. The record is from RefSeq and is a predicted model, not a curated record. The transcript has 3 exons. Bases 115 to 801 code for a protein of 228 amino acids.